AAACCGUAUUCCCUAGCCCCUUGCUCGCAUAACAACGAAUACUCGUCGAAACCGGCAUGUGAGGAUAUAUUCACGCCGGUGUGCGUCUUUACUUGCGACGCGCCAUCUAUGUCUUACAAAAGCGAACUGACUUUCGGUGAAACCGCUUAUUACGUACCAUCCGACGAGGAUCAAAUCCAAUUGGAGAUAAUGACGAAUGGACCCGUGGAAGCGACGUUCGAUGUGUACGAGGAUUUCUUGUCCUAUAAGAGUGGCGUGUACCAGAACGUAGAAGGGAGCCAACUUGGAGGUCACGCUGUGAAAAUCUUUGGCUGGGGUUUGGAGAACGACACGCCCUAUUGGAUCGCAGCCAAUUCUUGGGGUGAGGAAUGGGGUGAUAAUGGGUUCUUUAAGAUCCUUCGAGGAGUCGACCAUGUUAAGAUUGAAUCGGAGGUCGUCGCUGGAAUACCGAAAUUGUAACACAUGUUCUUGUAUUGAAUAUGACUAGAAGCUUUACGGUUCUUGUCUACAUGAAAUGUAUUUACUACUAGUCAUUUUAGUUUGUUAUUUAGGUGUCACUUAAAUGAGAAUUAACACUUA
Anoplophora glabripennis (Asian longhorned beetle) is the source of this 579-nucleotide messenger RNA. RefSeq names its product cathepsin B. Gene Ontology annotation, cellular component: lysosome. The coding region runs from base 109 to 459 and encodes 116 amino acids. NCBI's taxonomy places the organism in Eukaryota, Metazoa, Arthropoda, Insecta, Coleoptera, Cerambycidae. The record is from RefSeq and is a predicted model, not a curated record. Gene Ontology annotation, molecular function: cysteine-type endopeptidase activity. The transcript has 2 exons.